GCAGGAUACUUGUCUGUGCCUUGGAUUGGUUGUCAGAAUUGUCAAUCACCUGAGGCCCCGCCUCCUCAGUCCUGCUGUAUAUGAGUGUAUGACUGCCAUCCCCGCACACAUUGUCCCAUCCUGCCCCGCGGAGGUUGCAGAGACCAGAGCUGGGAGAUAACAAGCCGGCCAUUAUCUGAUUAUCUGAUCAGCUGAGAUCCGCACUGCUGGUAUGGGGACUGCUAAUAGAGAGAUCUGGGGGGGGGGGCUCUGCUAAUAGGGAGAUCUGGGGGCUCUGCUAAUAGAGAUCUGGGGCUCUCUAAUAGGGGAGUCUGAGGCUCUGCUAAUAGAGAUCUGGGGGGCUCUGCUAAUAGAGAUCUGGGGGCUCUGCUAAUAGAGGGAUCUGGGGGUGCUCUGCUAGUAGAGAUAUCCUAGGGGCUCUGGUAGAGAGAUUUGACUCUGUAGGGAGAUCUGGGGUGCUCUACUAGUAGAGUCUCAGGGGCUCUGCUAGUAGAGAUUUGGGGGAGCUCUGCUAAUAGGAGAUCUGGGGGUGCUCUUCCACUAGAGAUCCCGGGGGCUCUGCCACUAGAGAUCUGGGGGGGCUAUGCCAAUAGAGAGAUGGGGGGCUAUGCUAAUAGAGAGAUCUGGGGGGCUCUGCUAAUAGAGAGAUCUGGGGUGCUCUGUAGUAGAGAUAUCUGGGGCUCUGCUAAUAGAGAGAUCUAGGGGGCUCUGCUAGUAGAGAUUUGGGGGCUCUGCUAAUAGGGAGAUCUGGGGUGCUCUGCUAGUAGAGAGUCUGGGGGCUCUGCUAGUAGAGAUUUGGGGGCUCUGCUACUGAGAUCUGGGGGUUCGCCACUAGAGAUCUGGGGCUCCUGCCACUAGAGAGAUCUGGAGGGGGGGGCUAGUAGAGAGAUCUGGGGGUUCUGCUAAUACAGUGCUUUGAGAGAUGAGUAUGGGGAAACUGCUAAUACAGAGAUCUGUGGGCCCUGAUAAUGGCCAAAAAGUUGGUAAUACAGAGAUCUGAGGGCCUUGAUAAUGGGGAAAGCUGUUUAUACAGAGAUCUGAGAGUCAUGAUAAUGGCACAAAGCUGCUAAUACAGAGAUCUGAGUGCUCUGAUAAUGGUGACAGACCUGCUUAUACAGAGAUCUUAAAGCCCUGAUAAUAGAUAGGACUAAAGGAUAGAACAAGUUGAUUAUUAUAAGGGAGGUCUGCCAAUACUGAGAUAUUGGUACAUUAAUAUUGGGUAGGACUUAUAAAGAUCACAUUAUACAGGAGCUCUGCUAACAGAGAUAUCUGGGUAUUUGGUAAAGAUUAGGGGUAUAUGCACAGCGCUACAGAAUUUGCUGGCACUAUAUAAAUAAUAAUAUGCAAACACAAACAUUUGGGGAAUCAAAAUAUUUGGAGGGGGUUUGCAAUAUACUGAGAUCUGGGGGGGUCAGUUAAUGGGGUAUAUAAACGAGCACAACAUUGAUACUCUGAUAUUAAGGGGAGAUCUGCUGAAUCCAGGGAUUUUGGGGCUCAGGUAAAAAAGGGAGAUCUACUAAAUGAAGGGAUUUUCGAGCUGUGGCAGUAAGGGGAGACCUGCAGGGAUGUCUGUCUGGAUCUAUGCCUCUUUGUACCACGAUAUCUGGAAUGUCGUUUCAUUGUUUGUAGAUGUUACCACCUUGUCUAAUGGUAACCAGUCUUUCUUGAUCUGUUUUCGUAUUUUGUUUUGUCUUUGAACAUUAACAUGACCUUCCCCACUAUGAAUCUUGUGAUAGGUCUGAAGAACAAAUCUCCUUUCAGUUGGUCUUUUUGUCCAGUGACUGGUUUAAUGAUCUUUCUAAAAUGUUAUUCUGCUUUUCUCCAGUCCAUGAUGAUGAUGUUGUUGCAGGUAGUGUUAUUUCAAUACGUACCACCUUUUACAGUACAGUCGCUCAGUCGAACCAUGUAGAUUGCCUCAUACUGUCUCUGUUUACAUUUAUGCCAAUGGUCUUGUUACUGAGCUGCUUGCUGCAGGGGAUAGUCAUAUGGUUGAUACGGGAGCAGAGUUUCCUCAGUGUUGCUGCUUGUUGUUGUUUUUUUGUUUUUUUUAUAUACAGCGCUAUAGAACAUGUUGGUGCUUCACAAAUUAAAUAUUUUUUUCCAGUUGAGUUAAGUAAAACCCUCCCUAGAUCAUCUCCUCCUCUUGUUUUUGCACACCUUAAUUUUAUUUAUUUUGUUUACCUAAUGUUCAGCACUGUGGAAUGUGUUGUUGUUGUUGUUGUUGUUGUUGUUGUAGAAAUAAUACCACAAAGGAUAGGUUGAGAUUUUCUCUUAUUCUCACGGAUGCCAUGGGUUAUAUUGCCAUAUUAAGUGAUACUCUUUUUAUUGAGACUCUGACCUGCAGUGCUGAUGGUUCUACAGUUGGCGCAUGAACCGGAUGAGCUACCUUACUGGCUCUGAUUUUGACCACAACAUAAACUAGUACUGUUAAAACCUUUUGUCUGCCUGUAAGCAAUGGUUGUAGAGUUAUUCCUUUAUCCCCACUGUUUAUACUGAGUCUGGAGAAUGGUAUUCGUUUAAUAUGUUUGUGCUUGCAGGUUAGGCACACACUUGCGAUAUUAUAAGAUUAUUUUUAUUAUCCUAUAAAAGACUGAGUAAAAGCUUAUAGUCAGCCCCAGGAUACAUGGGGCAGAUAUCUAAAAGUGGAUACAUUUUAAGGAAUAUUCUGUUGGUUUCUUUGUAAUUUCACCACUUUUAGAACUUUUACAUCCAUACUGUUUUCAUUACUUAUGGUCUAUGCUACAUGAGCCGGAUACAUUUAGUUAUUUAUAGACAAUUGAGGACUGAACUUUAAAGACAAUAGUUUUAAUAAUUUUUUUUUUUUUUAUAUAUGGAAAACUAGGCUUGAGAUCUUGUCUUUGACUUUGUCAAUUAGAAAGCUGAGCUGUUAGUUUCUGACUAAAAAGUGUUAAUUAUUGGUGGAUUUGUGACAUUUUGUACAGCGCUACAGCAUUUGCUGGUGCUUUAUAAAUAAUCAAAUAAUUAGUGUAUAAGUUGUUUUCUAACUAAAAGUGUGUGUGUGUGUGUGUGUGUGUGUGUGUACACGUAUGUGUAUCCAGCACUCAUGCUCCCAGUCCUGUCCUUGCCUAGGUGCAAAUCACUUAUGCCAAAAUAUCAAGAAGGUGCACUCAAAGGACAUUGUAAAUAAAUCUUGGAGUUUUAUUGUGCAAUUAUACACCAGGAAACUUGUCUACAUUUCAGUCCUUUAUGGGACUUUUCUCAAGACACGUUUCAAUGCCAAAAACAGAAUUUAAAUAGGUGAAAUAAGCAUAAGUGAAGAGUGAUUGUGAUACAAAACAGUGUGUUACAAAACAGAGUGUGUUACAUAUUUAACGAUGUAAACAAAUUCCUCCCAUUCUUCAAAACCAGACAGCAAUACUUGCAAUAAUAAUCACAUGCGAUCCUGAAUAUACAAUCUAGUGUUAUACAAAAGUGAAAAAAAAUCACAUACGGUGAACUAGCAGGUACCCCAGUGCUUACAAAGAAGGGCAUAAGAAUCCUGUAACUAAAUAUUCAGAGAAGGGCAAUCAUUGUCUUUUCCUGAAUAUUUAGUUACAGGGUUCUUAUGCACUUCUUUGUAAGCACUGGGGUGGAUAAUAUAUAUAUAUAGUGUGUCUCUAUUUCCUAGGGGCAGCCGUCCUCUGUAGAAAUAAAUAUAUCUUACUGGGUCAAAAUAAGUAACUAUAUUAUAAGCCGUACAAUAAGGGAAAGGAUGAGAGAGGAAAAGAAAAGGAAAAACGUGAAUGAGGAUUUGUACUCUAAACACAGUAUUAUCAAUAAAGGCAAGAUCGUAUGUGUGUAAUAAUGGCUAUAAUUCAUUAUAGGAAAUAUUAAAUACAAGUCAAAAGUAGGAAAUAUCUUGUCCGGAUGAGAGAUCCUUGGGGCAAUCUGCUUAUCACAUAUAAAAGAGACUCACAAAUAGAAAAAGGGAGGGAGAUAAAAAGCAGUGUACAAAUUGUGAUAAAACAGACUAUACAAUUAAUAAAAUCAGCAAAGUAUAACUCUCUCUCUCUCCCUCUUUCUCACUUUCUUCUGUUUCAGUACUUUGGUAACAUGGCCUGUAUUUUGAUUCUUUUCUUACUUGACUCCAUCUCUCAGUGGUGGUGUUUCUUUGUGCUGCUAGUUAGUCAAUUUUAUAAAGUAACAUUGUUUCACACGCCAGCUGUAGAUCUUUGUGGUAAUUCCCUUCUGUAGGGGAAGUUCAUUUAACUAGCAAUCUGCUGCCACCUGGGAUUUGUACGGAACCUACCUCUCCAUGACUCACUGGCCACGUACUAUAUGAUGGUUAAAAAAUAAACUUCUAUGUCGCGUUCAAUAUCAUUCAUACAUCCUCUUUGAUAUAUUCAUUAUUUUAUUGUUGGAAAACAUUUGAGGUUUACAUCAGGGCUCGACAAAUCCCAGGCGUGUGUGCCACUGUCAGAGUGUGUGUGUGUGUGCCACUGUCAGAGUGUGUGUGUGUGCCACUGUCAGAGUGUGUGUGUGUGCCACUGUCAGAGAGUGUGUGUGUGCCACUGUCAGAGAGUGUGUGUGCCACUAUCAGAGAGUGUGUGUGUGUGCCACUGUCAGAGAGUGUGUGUGUGUGCCACUGUCAGAGUGUGUGUGUGUGCCACUGUCAGAGAGUGUGUGUGUGCCACUGUCAGAGAGUGUGUGUGUGCCACUGUCAGAGAGUGUGUGUGUGUGUGUGUGCCCCUGUCAGAGAGUGCGUGUGUGUGUGCCCCUGUUAGAGAGUGCGUGUGUGUGCCCCUGUCAGAGAGUGUGCGUGUGUGUGUGCCCCUGUCAGAGAGUGUGCGUGUGUGUGUGCCCCUGUCAGAGAGUGUGCGUGUGUGUGUUUGUGCCCCUGUCAGAGUGUGUGUGUGGGUGCGCGCCCCUGUCAGAGAGAGAGAGAGUGUGUGUGUGUGCGCGCGCAUGCGCACACCCCUUUCAGAAAGUGUGUGUGUCUAAACGUAGGUGCUGGACACAGUGUUUACAUUGAAAGGUCUGCAGGUACAGAUUAUAGACACUAGAAUAACUACAUUAAGCUGUAGUGGUUCUGGUGUAUAUAGUGUCCCUUAAGAAUUGCAUUUUUCUUGUUGAAAGCUAAACUUCAAAUAAUUUUUUUUUUUUUUUAAACUGACUCAACUUUUUUAGCCCCUAGAUUCCAAACAAAUUUGUCAAUCCCUGGUUUACGUAAACACUCACCAGUUCCCAUAACUUUGUAUUUUAAUUUAGGUUUUUAACUUCUUCAUGAUAAGAUACACUCUCACUUGUAUUUGUUUUGGUUUUUUUUGUUCUCUCCCCCCCCACCCCCAUGCCCCCCCUUUGAUCUAUGUGACAUUUUGAUGGGGUUUUUCCACAGUUUUGUUCUGUGAGUAAGGAAGAGGCUACAUUAAAUAAAUAAAAUAUAACAAGUGAAUGAAUUCCCAGUGGUCCAGUACACCAUGUACCCACCUGUGGUUUUGUUUCAUUGUAGAUUGUACAGUUUUUAUCUGUUUCUUUGCACCCGGUGCUUAGACUUUCAAGGAGAGACUGCUGGCCAGCUGACUGACUUUAGAAUAAGCUGUGUCAUGCAUUUUAAAAGGUGGUUCUUCAGCAUUUUCCUUGUGGUGGUUAAUGGUUUGUGUUCUGCUAAACAUUGAGCACAUCAGCUGAUACUCCUGUUGCUUUAAAGACACACACACACACACACACACACACUUACUACUCUAUUUAAUGUUAAGUACAAACUAAACUUUAUUAUGAAAUAGCUUUAGAUCUAUGUAUAUAUGAGGUUCUCUCUUCAAAAUAUGUUUUGUAUUUUUGGCUCCCCCUCCCACCAAUUUAAUUCACAUCUCGAGGAUAGCCAUUAUGUCCAGCUAUAUGAUCAUCAAAGAAGUCUGCGCUUAAUAACGCAUUUUGUCAUUAGGAGCUUUGUCCUAUAGUCUCCCACCCCCCAUGGCAGUAAAUAUCUAAAACCUUUUGUGCCAAAUGUCUAAAACUGUUCAAGUAGAGAAUUUAUUUUCCCAGUUGCUGACCUUUAACCUUAAGGCUUAGGAUUGAUGUGCUAGUAGCCAAAAGAUAGUUCUCUAUCUGUUCUACAGUAAGCUCCUGUGAUGCUUUGAGGGUAAGGUUUGCAAGAGCUUGGAGUGUCAUAUUAUGUAAAGAUGCAUUAGAGCUGACUGAUUGCACAUUUGUUAAAGAUUUUUGUGCAACCAAGGAUGCUUUAAUAAUUCAGAGAGGUAAACUAUAGACAUUCUACAGUUUCUGAUAAUCCUGGUGAAUGGGCUACCCUCUUUCACGGUUAAACUGGUGACGGCGCUACCAUCUUUCACAAACAAAAUGGUGUCAGGCCACCCUCAUUCACAAAUAAAUUGUCGACUAGGCCACCCUAGCAUCAAUUAAAUUUGUACUUUAGACCACUUGCUUAAAGGAGCACUAUAGAGUCAGGAACACAAACAUGUAUUCCUUACCCUAUUGGGUUAAAACCACCAUCUAGCCACCCUGGUCCCCUCAUGCCUCCCUAAAAAUUGUAAAAUCUUACUUGUAUUCAAGUCUGCAGCUGCAUGCUUUGUCCCUGUUUCCUUUAGACAUGCCCAGUGCCUGCUGACAUCAGCAGAAGUAGUGGCCGGAUCCAAUCACAAUGCGUCCCCGUAUGAUUGGCUGAGACUGACAAAGAGGCAGAUCAGGGGCAGAACCAGCACAAUUCAAACACAGCCCAGGUCAAUCAGCAUCUCCUCAGUUCAGUGUCUGCAUGCAAAGGGUGGAGACACUGAAUGUUUGGAUGCAUUUUAGGCAGUCAUGACCCAGGAAGGAUCUCUAACAGAUAUCUAAGGAGUGGCCAGUGAAGUUAUCACUAGACUGUAAUAUAAACACUGCAUUUUAUCUGAAAGGAUCCUGAAGGAAAUGAUUCUACUCACCAGAACAAAUGCAAUAAGCUCUAGUUGUUCUGGAGACUAUAGUGUCCCUUUAACCACAGUAGGUUGCAACAUCUCUGAAUUAGAGUCAUGUGAUAGAAAAAACAAGCCAACUUCCUUGUGUACCGAAAUGAGACAUCUAACCUAGGUAGCAGAUAAUGGCAGGUGUGGAGCUUAUAUGCAAACCCAAUACAAGAUGAAUGCACCUGUUGUGCAAUGCAACACCUUUAUCAUCAAACAUCAAUAUUGGUUGUACAUUUGAGAGAAGAAGUGUUCGGGUCCUUGACACAUUAUGUUUUUUUUUUAUGUCUUUAUUGGUCCCAGCUUUAUAUUUAUUAAUGCCCCCACGCCAAGACAAAUAUGAAGCAUGCCACUGCUUUUUAAAGGUCUAUCCUUCCCAUUUUUUCUAAUUUUUAUUUAUGCUAUCCUACUUGUCAGAUACUAUUUGGUAUGACUGUGGAUAUCAGUGAAGUAUUAUGUAUGGAUAUUUAAAAAAGGACUCCCUAUCUUUUUGACCUACCUAUAGCAGAAGAGAGUAGCUGGUUCUCCUAAGAACCAGUUUAGCGAGUAUCAUAUAAGUAAUUAUUAGGGAUGACACAUUCUAUCCCCAUCAAAUAUAUAGACACAAACAAAGUUAUUCACUAAAGUGUGGAUUCAAGGGAUAGGGGAAUUUCAAAUUUUAGGUCAAUAUAUUAUCCACGCUUGGAAUAAUCAAAGAGCCUUACUAUAUUCCGUUUUGAAUAGGAGAGUAUAAUGUAAUUGGAACAUACUGUGUCAUCCUAAAAUGAAUGCAUGUUCAACCCUGAAAACGAUAGCUGUAAGUAAACGUUACUUUAAUUUCUUAACAUGUUAUUGUUAAUUGUGAUCGCGUACAUAUCCUCAGACAUUAUGGUUCGCCCUAAGAUAUCAGACAAUUUUGCCAAAUCAAUGUUCUUCUGUGUUUGCUAAUGCUGUAGUGGCUAUGGUGUUAUGAGUACCCUGGUGCCUUAUACAGCAGGUAAACAUUGAUCUCAUGUGACUCGUAUGUGUGCACCCUAUGCUCUAAACCAAAUAUGUAUGGGUUAUAAAACCUGAAGCUGCUUGCUCUUUUUUCAUUUGUUGAAUAUUGUUACUCAGUCUUGCUGUACUACAUGCAUACUGCUUUUAUGUUCUAUGCUAGGACAAUAGACACUUAUUUUUAAAUUUAUCAUCAGUAGAAUCUGUUCAACCCUUGGGUCGCAGGUAGAAAUCCCGGAAGUGUUAACUUAGCCCUUCAUCCUUCCGAGGUAGAUAAACUUGGUACCAUUAAAUUAGGUAAUAGUAACAACCCUUGGAUGUUGGGCUAAGGUAACAUCCCUGGGAUGUACUUGAAAAUCAGCGUUAUCUGAAUGUACCUUUCCUGGUUAAAUACUUUGUUAUAAAUAUUUACAAAAUAAAAAGUUUGUAACGUGUAUUCUCUCUCUCUAUGCAGGGUUCCGUUAUCCAUUCAGCUCAUAAUGUUUCUACCACUGAGCCUGCUGCUCAGUUUGGCAUUGGCCGUCAGCUCUUUUCCAGUUGAUCCGGAGGAUAAUGGAAAGCACUGGGUGGUGCUGGUUGCCGGGUCCAAUGGCUGGUACAACUACAGACAUCAGGUACCAAUCACUUUAUCAAUGGGGACCUAUGGGGUUUAAUCUCCUUUACUUUUCCGGACAAGAGGAUGGGACAUUUCCAUUAUACAGUGACAUAUAAGUAAUGCAAUUGCUCAUUAAAGGAACACUGCAAGUACCAUAACUACUACAGUUUGCUGUAAUCAUUUUGCUGCCAGCAGUGCCCAGAUGAUCCCCCAUUGUAAAGACUCUGAAACCAAUAUAGAAUGGUUUUACAUCUUACCUCCUAGGAGCUUCUGGUUCUCCCUAGUAAGUAUUGCAAGGACACUAUAAUCACUUGUGCGCUGUAGUGGUUUUGGUGCUUGGAGUGUUCAUUUAAGGAGUUAAAAGGUCCAUCAUUCAUUUAUAUCAUUUAUAUAUAUUUAUGUUAGUGCUUUUUUUUUUUUUUUUUUGUAGUGAUGCAGCUAUAUACUCCAAAUUAUGGUUUGCUAUUAGCCACUCUUCUUCACCAUCGUAUCGUUGUUUUUUGUUUGUUUGGUUUUUUUUCGUUUUUUUUUCUUCUUUGUUUCAGGCUAUAGAAUACGAUUGAAUACAAGCUUAGAUCUAGUGCAUCUAAUAGGGAAAAAAACUGCACAUUUUUUAAAUGUAAAAAUAAUCGUUAACUUGUCGAAUAUGCUGCACUUUUUCUAACUGAAGGCUAACGUGCUAGUCGGUUAUGUCUGUAUGCAAGAGGGAAUGUGUGCCUUAAAGCAGGAAGCUCUGUACAGCUAGAUCAAGCAUGUCAAACUCAAAUGCUAACACGGGCCAGAUAAACGUACUUUAAGUUUACAUGGGCCGCAAAAAAACGAAAACUUCAGUUUUCAUAGAAACGUAGGUUUAUGUUGACUGGUACAGUAUAAAAAAAGUGCCUAACUGAUACUGGACGUCCUCUCUCUCGUAGGGCGUAAAAGAGCGGAUUUAUUUUAAGGAGACGUGCAUUUGCAUAUAACCAAUGUUUCAGUCCAACUACCUUUAAGAAAUGUUUGGUGAUGGGACUGAAAUGGUGAAUGUAUGCUGUUGCACAGCUGUAAAAAACAAAUGACGUUAUCUUGUUGAUUUUGAAGUUCUAUGAGUGUGUUCUUCACUUUGGCUGAGAUCAUCAAACUUGAUGAUCUCAGCCAAUCCAAUGCUCCCCCUUCACCCAAUCUAAGACACUGCCCCUUAAUCUAAUACUGUUCUCCCUGCCCCUUAAUCUAAUACACUGCCCCUCCUCCCUCCACUCUAAUUGAAUACACUGCCCUCCCCCAGUUCAAUACACUGCCUGCCCCUUACACCACUCUAACAUACUGCCCCUUCCCUUAAAUCAAUACACCCUUCCCCAAUUUAACACCGUACACAGGAAGAUCCCCCAACCCCCUCUUCCCCUACCUUAAGAUGAGCCGCCCGUCCUCCAGUUCCAGCUCUUCUCUGUUCAAGCAGGCCAGAUGCUCCUCUAGCACUGCGAGCGGGUGGGAAGGGGGAGUGGCUGACCUGCUCUGCAGACAGGCAGCCACUAUUGUGGCCAUGGGAGGGGAAGACAAGAAUCAGACAGGAAAUAUCUUGAGCUAGAUAAUAGGAAGUAGUGUGAAAACAUAUAUGUAUAUAUCACUCGGAGGACACAAUUUGCUUCAACAGAAUAAAGAAGCUUGACAACAAAAAUAUAAAAAACCGAGGUGAAUGAUAAACCGGUCAAAGGCUAGGAUAUGGAGCACUAAAUAAAGUGGCAUCAACCCACGCCCCUCCAAGUUAAUGGCCUAUGCCUGGUCGAGUCUCUGCUGCAACCACGUCAUACCAGCCCCAUGCGGGCAUAGGAUUUUGCGUGCUUUCCCCACCGUCCCAAAAGUCCAAGACACUAUUCCUGAUGGCCGUGGUAUCUGAGCUCGAUGAUGCCUCUGCCACAAUACACUCAGAGGCUGUGGGUGGUGCAUGGGGUAUAUGCCCCAGUUGACUCCUGGCCUAGAAAGGCAGGUCUUCUAGAAGACAUGGGAUGUCCUCACUGCGUCUCUCAGUAUGGGUUCUCGAGAGUAUUGUUCUUCAGCCAGCUGGUCCGGUUAAGGUAGGUAUGUAGUCGCUCUCAGGCUUAGCCGCUCCAAGAAGUUCUCAAAGAGACCAUCAUAUUUUUCUAGAAUGUUGUCCAUCUGUGGGCUUGAGCCAGUGCCAUGUGGUGAGGCAAUCUCGUGAAUCAGGCCAUGUGGGCCUCUUGCUGUGUAGACCAUCCGAGGCACACAAAGCUUGCAGACCCAAGAGUGGGGACCUGGAUAACCCUUGCUAGUCCAAUGGAACAACCGUUUCCCUCGCCAAGAACAGAGGGCCUCUGUGAUGGAGGUUUCCUUGAGUCUCUUGCCGCUCAUGUAUCACCCUCCAGGCACCUUUUAUUCAUCACUCCAGUGUGUCAGAUUGUGUAGAAGACACUUUUAAGAGGAGCCCUCUUGGCACAUUUUGUCAAAAUCAGCUGAGCUCCUCUGCAGUGCAACCGUCAAGCAUGACCAUCAAGCUCCGCCCCUAGAAAUACAAUUUAAAUGAAAAUGGGAUGAUCAUUUAUUUAUUUUGUGAUGUUAAUAUUUCUUAGUGUAAUCUAUGUCCCUAAAUAGUAAAGUAUUCCUGAAAAAAAGUUAUUUCUAGGAGUCUAUCAAAUUCAAAACCUUCUACUAAACAGUUCUUUUUACGUUUUCUAUAUUGGCCUUAAAUUAGAAAUUCUCUCUGAAUUCCUCGAAGUUCUUUUUUUAGUGGAUAUCCCAGCAUGUGUUUGCUGGGAUGAAUACACAAUGAAAUGUCUGAACUUUGAGCAAUUCUCUCUGAGUAUGCAUUAUUAGCUUGUGAAGGGGUAACAUCAUUGCAUAGGUUAUGGUUCAGCAGUUUCUAAUGAAUACAAGCUUUAAAGGAUUAUUUCGACCAGCCUGAUAGUGGUGUGUGCACAUACACAUACUACAGGGCUAGCAAUUGAGAGUGAUUGGCUUUCUAUUGGGAGUGGUUAACGUCUCUAUGAAGAGGGUGGAGACGACGAACAUCGGUCUUGCAAAGAUUGCAGGACCACAAACAGGAAGUCCCUUUAGCGGUUGUCUUAGUGACAACCAUUAGAGUUGGCGUUGGGAAGCAAUAGAAAAACUAAAUUUUCUCAGAAAAGGCACGUUUUACACUGUUGAGGUUUCAGGGACAGUCUAUUAGUGUAGGCUUUAACAUUCCUUAUUACAUAUUGACGUAUCAUCUUGACCUACUUUUGUAGUUUUAUUUUUACUUUUGUGAAAAUGUAAAGAGGAUUUUAAUGUCAGUCACCCAUGGAAUGUUACUGCAAUCAAAUUAUAAAUAACUGGCGCAUGUGACUGCUGGACCUGUACAACCUGUAGAACCAGUGUAGGAUACCGAUUUAAAUCACCUCUAGCAAUAUCUAGUUAACUUUAUUAAAUUUUUAAUUGUUUUUUUUUUUUUUCCUCAUGCUGUAAAUGGCGUAGCCUGGUAUAAAACAUAAAUUAAACAAAUCCCAUGUUGCCUUGUGCCAGCUCAUGAGGAAGUGCCCUAGCGUGCAUUUGUUUGUACACGUAUGGUAGAAUAUACCCCACAGCGAACAAGCAUUUUCGGCAAAUGUAUGUUUGUCUUUUAUUUUUGUUUGUGGGUUUUCUCCAGCUCAAAAGGGUGGCUGAUCCACUUUAGCCCUAUGUAUUCCAGAUUGGGAAACUAUAUGUGUUUAAAGGGACACUAAACAGCAAAACUACUACAUCUCAAUAUAAUAAUUUUAAUGCACAAAUGCAGUCUCUUUACUCAGACCAUAGGUCUACCUCGCUCCUGAUUGCACAGAGAUAAUCAAUCCUGAUCAUCUAAUUUUUUUUUUAACAAAUGGGCCUUAAUUUAAAGGACCACUCUAGGCACCCAAACCACUUCAGCUUAAUGAAGUAGUCUGGGUGCCUGGUCCAGCUAGGCUCAACCCAUUGUUUUAUAAACAUAGCAGUUUUAGAGAAACUGCUAUGUUUAUGAAUGGGUUAAGCCUUCCUCCAAUUCCUCUAGUGGCUGUCUCAUUGACAGCCGCUAGAGGCGCCUGCGUGCUUCUCACUGUGAAAAUCACAGUGAGAGCACGCAAGCGUCCAUAGCAAAGCAUUGAUAAUGCUUUCCUAUGUGACCGGCUGAAUACGCGCGUAGCUCUUGGCGCGCGUGCGCAUUCAGCCGCAUGGGAGGAGAAGAGGAGGAUCGGAGGAGGAGAGCUCCCCGCCCAGCGCUGGAGAAAGGUACGUUUUUACCCUUUUCCCCCUUCCAGAGCCGGGCGAGAGGGGGACCCUGAGGGUGGGGAGCACUAUAGUGGUCCUUUAAAGUUAAAAAAGGGGGAGGGGAUACUGAUGGUUUUUAUAACAUUUAGUUUUAAUGUACAAGUGUUAUUUUUAAAUAUUAUAUCUGACAGAAUUGGUUUCAUCUACACAGGGUUGUCUUUUCUGCAAGUGAAAUAGUAACGUGAGCCAUUUUUAUACCUAAACAAAGUCAUAUUCCGCUUAACUUUUGGUUUCAUGUAACUAUUAGUCCCCGUGACUGCUCUCGAAAUUAACAUGCAUGUGGAUUCUCUAUUUUCAUUACUCCAGCGUAGGAAUGGAACAAGUAAGUUCGCUGUGCAGGAAGUGACCCCUAGACUGAUAAUGAAGUACAAAAUACAUAUGAAAACAUAAAUAGCUUGCAAGUUGCUAACUUUGCGGCACUGGCAUUAGCAAAGUUCUGCAGCUGGCAGACGCCUGCUCAGCCGGUAAGAAGCUCCUCCAAUCAAGGGGUGUAAGUCCUGAAGAAAGUUUGCUGUGCCAAAAUUACAAGUGUAUCUUUGCAAGGUUAUUCUUUGAACCUCCCUUACUCUGAAGCCUUAGGGAGUCUCUUGGGCCUUUUUAACCCUCCCCCCAGCGGCACGAGGAUCCCUCACCACAGCAAUUCUGACCAUUGGGUGAUCACCCGUAGUGAUGAUCUCCUGGCAAAUCCAAUAAUUCUCAGAAAAUCAGUGGUACACAGGCCGCAUUGGCUGAAAUUGCCACAGAGUGAUGAUAAUGCUUUUCUUAGAGAAACUUUGAAUCCAAUAAAUAGCUUUUCGCCUUGUGGGGUACAAUGCAAUCCGGAAGGGUGUUGUUGAGGGUGCAAUUAAGGAACAUACUAAAGUGCCGAUUUGAUCUUGAAAUCAGCAUUAUAUUAUAUGUCAAGGACAGGACACUCUGUUAACCCCUAAAGCAUUUCAGCAAGCAUUGCAGCGCAAACACUAGAAAUUCAAAGGCACUUUUAGGCAUUUAUGAAGUGGUCUCAUUGUUCUGCCAGCUUACAUUUAUUUAAAUGUCAAGUAUGUUUGAUGUGUUAUGCAGAGUGGUCUUGGUCCCCACACUUGAGUAACUCACCUGAGAGUCUCUAAAACAUUAACCCUUCCAAAGACCACUGCCAAGUCUUGUUUAUUGUGAUAAAAGAAAGGGUAUUGCUACUGUACAGGGCUUAGUUAUUGAUAAUUGGUUGUUAUUCUUUAUAAAGUCCCAAUACAUUCCGCAGCGCUGUACAGUUGGUACAAGUACAAAGACAAAACAUACAAUACAUCUGAGACCAUACGAAAUUUGACAAAUACAGGAGUUAAAGGGACACUAUAGGCACCCAGACCACUUCAGCUCUUUGAAGCGGUCUGGAUGCAUAGUCCCAGGUUCCUUAACUCUGCAAAGGUAAUUAUUGCAGUUUUUAAGAAUAGACAGAGUUUAGAUCGGGUCACAUAUGUACGGCUGUGAUAAUAUUUCACAUUCAUGGCUACAUCUAACAAAUAACAAGCAAAACUGAAUAGAAGAUUCUAAACAUAUAUAUAAAUACCCUAGGUGAACAUUGUCGUCUCAUUGGGCAGGUGCUAUCUAAUCGUCUGUGAAUGAUGCACAAUGCAUUGAUAAGAGGGCAGCGGGUUGAGUACUUUGUUAGUUGGCACAGUCUUGGGACUGUUGUGGGGGGUCCAAGGUGUGGCCCCAUCAUAAUGGGUGUUCUGUUCCUUGCAUGCCGUACUUAAGAUAGGGGGGGGGGAUAGGUAUUUCCACAGCAGCCCCCAAGCCAGCCAAGGAAUCAUUUGAAGUUCUGUGAUCCAUGGGUUCCAUAUUUUGUGGAAGGAUUAAGUGUUUUCAUGGAUCAAGACCAAUAGUUUGUCCAUCUCCAUAGUCCUAAUUUUGCUAAUCACCUCCAGCAUUUGUCAGGAUGUUGCUGCAUCCCCAGUGACAUGCGAUGGUCUUGGUUAGGCUUGGAUAGGAGCCAUACCCAGAGAACCUUGGGAAGGAUAGAAUACGUGGACAAAACGUUUUUUAAACCCCUUCUGCAGCACAGUGGACAAGGGUGGGAGAGCUAUAAUGCAAGAAAAACCAGUUUGUUUUCCUGACACUAUAGUUUCCCUUUAAGGGCUCUUUGCCCUUGGGAACUUACAGUGUAGAUGGAUAUGAGUGAUGAGAAACAGGAUUCAUGUUUAUUUUUAACAGGUGUUCAACCAAUAGCACAGCAAUCCCAUUCAUCUUAUGCACAGCUAUCUGUAGCUAGUAUAAUAAAAUCAGUGUGCAAUAUCACGUGUUACUCGUUGGGUCUGCAUUUAUCUAGUUUGUUUUACUGCCAUGUCUGAACAUAUGGAUAAAUAAACAGCACUUUUAAUGGAACUUCCUUUUGCCAUUUUGUGAGUGUGGUUAAAGGAAUCCUACAUUAACCAUUUACCAGGUUGCUUUCAGCUAGCAAGAAAAAUCCCUGUAAUUAUAAAGUCUUUGAAGUUCAGAAAAGCAGAGCACAAUAGUGUGUGUGUGUAUAUAUAAUAUUUGUGAAUCAAACACCAUUUCAGUUAAUUUUUCAUUAUGUCCAGGGACACUAGUUAGACUAAGACCUUUUCCCUUUCCACGAUGUUGGUGUCGUUGCUAAGGCACAUCAUGAUAUCUGGUCUAGGUUAAACAGCCCAUGAUGUGCAGUGGGAGAGUUUGCACGGGUGCUAUUAAAAAUUGCGCCCCCUGCUGAUUGUACAUACCCACACAGUUUAUUUACCCAAUGGCAGGCAUCCUGUAGAAUGCAAACAGUCAAAUCUAGUAGGGGCACAAUUCAUAGUACAGAGAAUGGGAAGCAGGACUGGACAAGCAAUUUGUCUUAUUUUCCACUGACUGGUCACAUGGUGUUUAAUUAUAAAGAAGUGAAAACCAUCUCUGGGGAAGUUAAAUCACUCUUACUCAGAAUGUUAAUGCAAGAAUAAGCAUUUUAAGGAAACACAUGCCCAGGACAUAACAUAACACCUGUUUGCUGAGACACCAGACAGUGCACACGCUUUGCUCCGUAUUACAGUAAUUUCAUGGUAAGCGCUUUAUGUGGCUGAUUACUAUAGCAGGAACCAGUCAGGAGUGUCAGUACUGUUUUUGAAUUUCUUUUCUUUUUCAAGAAUAUUGACAUGUGACAAUAUUUGCCAGACUGUGAUCAGUUGAGUAUUCAAUUCGUGCACACUGCAUCAUGGAAAAACAAUCUUACCAUGUAUCAUACUGUAUGAUAGAAAUAUAGGGGAUUCACAUGGAACCCUUUUAAGUAGGAGCAUCAAUCUUUUCUGUUGCCACUCUAUGAAUGGAAAAGGCAAUUUCUGCGUCAUGCCAUUAUAUACUGCUAGUUACCUUUUUGUGUAUGGACCGCUGCAAAGAGGUUUAUGGGAAAACAUUUCAGCUUCAUUUUGUACUGAAUUAUGUUUUGGGUUUUGAAGUGAGUAUAUCACAGAAAAGAGAUGUUAAAUGUGGAAAGCCAAAUGCUAAUUAUUUUUUUGGCAGGGGAGGGAAGUUGUAAUCUAAACACAUUGUGCUAGCAGGUAUUGAUAUACCGUAUUUAUCGGCGUAUAACACGCACCGGCGUAUAACACGCACCUCAUUUUAAGAGGGAAAUUUCAGUGAAAAAAAACUUAAAGGAUCACUAUAGUGCCAGGAAAACAUACUCGUUUUCCUGGCACUAUAGUGCCCUGAGGGUGCCCCCACCCUCAGGGACCCCCUCCCGCCGGGCUCUGGAGAGAGGAAGGGGUUAAACACUUACCUUUCUCCAGCGCCGGGCGGGGAGAUGUACUCCUCCUCUCCUCCUUGCUCGCGACGUCAUCGGCAGGAGCCGCGCGCGCAUUCAGCCGGUCGCAUAGGAAAGCAUUUACAAUGCUUUCCUAUGGACGCUUGCGUGCUCUCACUGUGAUUUUCACAGUGAGAAGCACGCAAGCGCCUCUAGCGGCUGUCAAUGAGACAGCCACUAGAGGCUCUGGAGGCUGGAUUAACCCUCAGUAUAAACAUAGCAGUUUCUCUGAAACUGCUAUGUUUAUAAAAAGGGUUAAUCCUAGAGGGACCUGGCACCCAGACCACUUCAUAAAGCUGAAGUGGUCUGGGUGCCUAGAGUGGUCCUUUAAAUUUCAAAUAAAGAACUUCUUACCCCCCUUUCUUACCCUCCCCCUCUUCUUACUCCCCCUCCCCUCUUACUCCCCUCUCCCUCUUCUUACCCUCCUCCCACUUCUUACUCCCCCUCUCUUCUACUCCCUCUCUUUCUUACCCCUCCUCCCUCUUCUUACCCUCCCCUUUUCUUACUCCCCCUCUUCUUACCCCUCCCUCUUCUGACCUCCCUCCCUUUCUUACUCCCCUCUCUUAUUCCCCACUCCCUUCUUACUCCUCCCCUCUUCUUACCCCCCUCCCCCUCUAUUCACCCCCUUCUUACCCCCCUCCCCUGUAGCGUGGCCGAGCCGCUCUGCUGUCCGCGUGGAACAGGAGUUUCUGUUUCCUGUACCCGAUCGGACUGACAGGAAGGUGCACACUGAGCGUGCACCUUCCUAUCACUCCGGCCGGCCACCCCGGACAGCAGUGCGGCUCGGCCACGCUACAGGGGAGGUGAGUACCAACUGCAGCCGCCGGAGCGCUCUUGACAGAGCGCUCAGGCGGCUGCAGUAUUUAAAGGGCCGGCGUAUAACACGCACCCACAAUUUCUCCCCUAUUUUCAUGGAGAAAAAGUGCGUGUUAUACGCCGAUAAAUACGGUAUAUUUAUUACAAACAGUUGUUGGUUAAAUGAUGUUUAAAGAAUGUUCAGUAUUUCCAUGGUGGAUUCUCAGCUACCACAGAUGUGCCCAAUCACGUAUGUCAUAGUUACAUAGCUGAAAAGAGAAUUGCGUCCAUCAAGUUCAGCCUUCCUCACAUUUGUUUUUUGCUGUUGAUCCAAAAGAAGGCAAAAAACCCAGUUUGAAGCACAAUUUUGCAACAAGCUAGGAAAAAAAUUACUUCUUGACCACAGAAUGGCAGUCAGAUUUAUCCUUGGAUCAAGCAGUUAUUACCCUUCAUUGAAAGAUUAUAUCCUUGAAUAUUCUGUUUUUGCAGGUAUGCAUCUAGUAGCUAUUUGAACAUCUGUAUGGACUCUGAUAAAACCACUUCUUCAGGCAGAGAAUUCCAUAUCCUGAUUUGUUAAAAAACCUUUCCUUUGCCUUAGACGAAAUCUUCUUUCUUCCAGUCUAAACGCAUGGCCUCGGCCAAGUCCGGUUUGUGAAUAGAUUUCCACACAAUGGUUUGUAUUGGCCCCGAAUAUAUUUGUAUAAUGUUAUCAUAUCCCCUCUCAGGCGACGUUUUUCUAAACUAAAUAGGUUUAAAUUUGUUAACCUUUCUUCAUAGCUGAUAUGUUCCAUUCCUUUUAUUAAUUUUGUAGCCCGCCACUGCACUUUUUCUAGUGCCAUAAUAUCCUUCUUUAGAAAAGGUAACUUUCAAUGCUGUCUUCAAGAUCAUUUAUAAACAUGUUAAAUCGAAAGGGUCCCAGAACAGACCCCUGAGGGACACCACUUGCCACCUCUGUCCAGCUUGAAAAUUUACCAUUAAUGACAACUCUUUGUACUCUGUUUUUAAGCCAAUGUUCUACCCAAGAACAAGCAUUUUCAUCUAGACCGAUUUCCUUGAGUUUGAACACUAAUCUAUUUAAUAAUUUGAAACCGUUUUAUUUGCAGGCCGAUGUGUGCCACUCUUUCCAGAUAAUUAAGAAAAAUGGCAUUCCUGAUGAACAGAUUAUAGUUCUGAUGUACGAUGACAUUGCACAGAACGAGGAGUAAGUAUCCAAUCUGUGAGAAUAUGUUCUUUGUGUAGUUUCUCUACGUUGCUAUCCACCUGCUAGGGAACUUUCCCAGGUACACCAUGUGUUCCUAUACCACGAUCACUUCUUGUUUAUGGACAGCACAUGACAAGUGCUGACUAAUCUCUAACCCCUUACAUGUCCCUCUCCUCGUUUACAAUGCGUUUCCAUUUGUGGAUCUUCGCUGCAUGUCUCGCUGCUUCCCAAACCGAUGUGGAGGUAGCCAGUGCCUGGUCUCAUUUUUGGUUUUACAGGGCAUGCUUUUACUCCAUGCUUUUGUUAAUUGAUCUGAUCUGGAGCUCCCCAUGUUAGAUGAUAAUGUGAUAUUCAUGCUCCACCCCUAUGGUUAAUCAUUACUGGCAGAUGUAGUUAAAGUGGUCCUGAAUUGUGUCAAUCACUUCUGCUUCUGUAAAGAAGGGCCUAAAGCAUCACUGCAUCUAAAAUGGUCAGAUGCACCAUGUUGUCACCAUGCCAUAGAGUGAUACUUUAAACCUGCUCCUCUACAAUAUAUAAAUUGUGUAUUGUUGGAGGGAAUUCAGUUAAAUAUAUCAAGUCCCCUGGGAUACUUUUCUUAAUUAUUUGGUUAUUUGAUUCUGUGACUGCACUCUAAAUGCUGUGCCCCACAGAUUGUGUAAGCAAUAUUUGUCCAAGAAAUUCAGAGCAUCUGGCAGCCUUAGCUGCAUCUCAAAGUGAAUCGAGUUUAGUUGUUUGGUUUUUUUAAGCCUGGAGUGUGUGUCACUGUCCUUUGUCUAACUCCCAGAAAUUAGGCUACUGAGGCUGGUCUUUGGGAUCCCCGUGCCUUGAGGGUUCAUUGCUCCCACUGUUCCAUCCCUCCCUGGCCUUGUGAGUUUAGACAGACAGGUAGAAUAUUCAUUUUAUGCUGGCUAGCACUGUAGUGGCUGCUUUGCACACUGCCCACCAUCUAUGGGAGAAAUCCUUGGUAAGACAGACUGUAGAAUGACUUGUCCGUUUAUAAAUCACCUACUAAUUGCAUGGAAACCUGACUUAUAGAAAUCCCGCUACAUUUUGUGCUAAAACGUGAAAUUCCUUUUGAAUUUAUGUUUUAGUGAAUAACUGUGUUAUUGUGUGUUUAGUAUUGUAAUAGAUCAAACAGGGACACAGAAUGUUGUAGACCUUAUGUAUGUAUGUAUGUAUGUAUAGAAUGUUAUUCUGUGUAUGGUGGUAUCAUGUCUAAAAUCAAUAUUUUAAAUUAAUGUUUGUAUCAUAUCAUUGUCUAAUGCAGAUAUCUGUAUUGCUUUCUUUAAUACGUCCUGUCUAUAUCCCCUUAGAAAUCCAACUAAAGGAAUUAUCAUUAACCGACCCAACGGGACAGAUGUCUAUGCUGGGGUCCUAAAGGACUAUACAGGGGAGGUAGGUUGUGCUGUCAUAGUUAAUAAAACAAGCUGAAGAAGGACAAAUAUUGUUGUCAAACAUGUUUGUGGUGCUUUUUUUAGUUUUUAUAUGCAAUGAGGAAAUUGAAGCAUAGUCAUGGCUUAUGUUCCCAGUUCUGUCAGAUUCUACAGGUCUCUUAGGGUAAGUUAUGUGUGUUUAUAUUGCAGAAUGUCACCCCCGGUAACUUCCUUGCUGUCCUGAAAGGAGAUGCUGAAGCUGUAAGUGGGAUUGGAUCAGGCAGAGUGCUUAAGAGGUGAGUAAGUGUCUUCUCUUUUGUGGGUUUCCUGUAGUGAAAGUAAAACAGCUGCUCGAAGUAGAUGAACACAUCGUCCAAGUGAUCUCUAUAAAACACCAGAUUAUGAGCCCAUAUUGUUUUUUCAUAUCUACAUUUACAUUCCGUGUCUUUUCUGUGGACAAGCCACAAGAGACCCAGGUGUGUGCUUGCACUGAUACAAACCUCUGUCACAGCUUCCUUACAGUCUAGCUCUGCAUGUCCACUACGGUAAUGCCAUGCUUUAUGUUAUAUAACUGUUUCAUUUUGAACCAUGAAGGAGAAAUUAAUACGGUUAUCGCAGGUACCAGCACAGACUUGUACUUGUUUUCAGUUGGGUAAUUGCGUCUGAACAUUUUACAGGCCCCUUUGAAAGCCACUAUAUAGAUCCCUCAGGCAAGGUUUUUGUACUUUGUUGGGCUUAUUCUUCAAAAUGUAUUCUGUGUUUCAUCUAAUUUAUGAACUACGGAAGUUAUAAAGUGGGUGCACAAGUAUAGGUUACCUCUUAAAUGAAUACUCCAGGCACCAUAUCCACUUAAGCACGCCAUCGUUGUUUUGGUGCCAGGACUGACCUGGUGAUGUCCACUGGACGUGGUUAAACCAUUUGCUUGCAGUUUGACAACUUACAUGGGGUCCGCUAGAGAGCCAGAAGCUCUCCAUGAGCUCUCAAUGGAGAAAGUGAUUGGUGCCCCGCAGUCCCAGGUAAUGUUUCUGAACAUUAUGGUUUGACUCUGUAGCAGUUAUGGUGCUUGGAGUUUUCCUUUUAAUUAGGCUUGCAUAACUUCCAGGCAUAGAAAUGUGUAUUAUGCCAGUAAAAAAUAUUCUGUUUUAUUGAAAACCAGUUUGAUUUUGUUUCAUGCAGUGGCCCUAAUGAUCACAUCUUUGUAUACUUCACGGACCAUGGAGCAGAAGGCCUGCUGGCUUUCCCUAAUGACGAUGUAAGUAGAUUGUCACCUUUUCUGCAGUAGAUCUCUGUAACAAUACAUUUUAGCCAAAUACUGAAAAAGCUGUACCGUUCCAAGGUGCUGAUUUAAUUUCCUGAAACAAUACAGUGUAUUCAAUAAAGUGAUGAAUGUCAGGAAUUACGUAUGAAUUUAAAAUUUAAGGCCAAAGACUUUUGAAACACUUCAAGGUCAUCUAUUUGGCCUUAAAGGAGCACUAUAGGGUUAGGAACGCAAACAUAUAUUUCUGACCCUAUAAUGUUAAAACCACCAUCCGUCCCCCUCUUUUCACCCUAAAUAUAGUAAAAUCUUAAUUGUAUUCAAGUCUACAGCUGCAACAUCUGCCUCAUCUGCCGACAUCAUCAGAAGUGGUGGUGUAAGCCAAUAACAGCGCUUCCCCAUAGGAUUGACUGAAACUGUGAAGGAGGCAGAGCCAGCACAAGCCAAACACAGCCCUGGCCAAUCAGCAUCUCCUCAUAGAGAUGAAUUGAAUCAAUGAAUCUCUAUGAGGAAAGUUCAGUGUCUGCAUGCAGAGGGUGGAGAUACUGAAUGUUUGGAUGCAUUUUAGGCAGCCAUGACCCAGGAAGGGUCUCUAACAGCUAUCUGAGGAGUGGCCAGUGAAGUUAUCACUAGGCUGUAAUGUAAACACUACAUUUUCUCUGAAAAGACAGUGUUUACAGCAAAAAGCCUGAAGGUAAUGCUUCUACUCACCAAAACAAUAAGCUGUAGUUUCUCUGGUGACUAAUGUCUCUUUAAAUUCCCGAUAGUUGACACUUUGGUGAAUAACCGUGUAUAAUUACUUAAAUAAAAUCAGCACUUUAGAAUAACUAUCAAACCAAGACCUCCAUCCUGAUCUGUCUCACCUUCUCCAAACCAGAAGAGGAAAGACACUGCUUUCCCAGUAUUUAACUGGAACAGUACAUUUUAUCACUUUUGUGAAAACCCUGAUAAUCUGUACAAAUGAUCUGCGACCUUGUGAAGAGAGAUACUCUGUUUAGUCAUCAAACUGAUAGCUAUAAACAACUCAUGGCAGAACUUUUUAUCGUAUUUAUCAAUGGUGGCUAUGCUGCCAAUUUUAUGUGGACAGGCCAGACCAUUAGGGUUAUAUAAAGUGAGAAUUGUCAGGAAUUCAAAGAUAAUUUCACAUUUUAUAUCAAAAUCGCUGACUUGGAGCUUUUCCUAUUUUGACAUUAAAUUUAAAAAAAUUCACAUGAAUUCCCAACAAUUAUCACUUUAUUAAAUUAACAUGUAUAAGUUGAAGUCACUUUCAUAAUUUUUUUUAAAGGAAAACGGCAAACACCAUAACUACUACAUCACGCUGUAGUGGUUAUGGUGUCGAGUGUCCUGACACCACCCCCACAGGGCCUCUUCUUUCCUCCACUACAUGAAAACUUAAUGACUGCAGUCUUUUCGUUUUAAAAACAUUAAUCAUUUUAAAGAGUGGUGGAAAUGAGUUUUGCUAUGGUUAAAGUUUAGGAUUAAGUUUUGUCGAAUUUGGGAGUUACCAAGUUACAAGUAAAAUAACACAUAAUUGUUUUUCAAAUUUUCAGCUGUAUGCCAAAAAUCUGUCGGAUACCAUUCAGUACAUGCAUGACAAUAAAAAGUUCAAAAAGGUAAGAUUUACUCCGCUAAGCUUAACGCUGGUCAUAUCCAACAACACGAAGCUGUCCUGUAUAUAACCGCACCGCCGUGAUCUAUUUAUAUGACAAAACUCCAACAGGUAGCUCUGACCUGGGGGUACAGUUUCUUAAACAGAGGCAGUAACAUGACAUUUUAAUAAUUGUUUUAUGGUAGAUAUCAAGAACUCAUUUUAAGGAGAAUACAAUUAAGGUCUCGGCGAAAUAUUAUAUGCCCUGAACAAAUGUUUCAUGAUUCUUUUAUAGUGAUACAAUGUUCUCUUAUAUCUUGGUAGAUGGUAUUUUACAUUGAGGCCUGCGAGUCUGGCUCUAUGAUGAAGGAUCUUCCAAAUAACAUUAAUGGUGAGUGAGCGAUUGAGAAAUGCAUUAGAACAUGAUACAAGCACAACUUACCAAGGGUAAAACUUGGGGGAGAACAUGAGACAGAAACAAUUAUCGGUGAAGGACACCACUUAAUGUGAGGUAGAACGUGACGAAGGAACACCGCAGACCAGGAGCCAAUAAACCCUUUAUUAUGAGAUCUUUUCUUUUCAUGAUCUUAAGAACUCUUUAUCACGUGGCUGUCAACGUGUUUAACAAGAGGUAAAUUAGGCUAGGCCAGAUUUUUCCAUAUCAACACGUGUCUCGGGAAAGAUGGUGCUGUGAUCUGACACCAUAUCAAAAUUUCGAACAUUCAUUUAGUUUUGGUCUUUUAAUAGAUUCAGUUGUUUAAAUUUGCUGAUUUAUAGGUACGUAUCCCUAGAUACGGAAUACAUCUAUAUCUUAACAGGAGAACACGUCUAGCAUAAUAUCUAAACCAAAAAGAAUACAAUCAAAAUAGGCACAGUCACUAAUAUAAAAGAGGGGGGAGGAAUAUUGUCAACAAACUGUCUUUUAUAAAGGUCCUGUGAUUAAUUAAUCAGGUUGCGCUGGUAAUGAAAAUAUCACUUGUUUCACAAUAUUGUCUGUAUCUCAAGCUCCCCUUUCCCCCAGAGAUCCUUAGCAUGUGUAAUGUAUGCAUAUUUAUAUACCCCUAUGUAGUAAUCGUAUUACAUAAAAAAUGACUGGGAGCAAAUUGCAGAAGCGAAACUGCACAGCAAAUCUUGUGACCAAUUAGUAACAUAACAUUUUGCGAACAGAGCAGCUGUGACGCACGCACACCCACAAGGUCAUGGUUUAAGUAUCCGUUACAUUCGCGUGUUACGAAAAAUCCAUCACAGGACUGCCAAUAAACUAACUUUAAAAAACAAAGGAAAAAAAACCCUUGGCAGUGUAUAUGCAGUUGUUAUUUUAAUUGUUUUCUUUUUUUCACUAGUUUAUGCAACCACGGCAGCAAAUCCCCAUGAGUCAUCCUAUGCGUGUUACUUUGAUGAAAAGCGGAAUACCUACCUUGGCGACGAAUACAGUGUCAACUGGAUGGAAGACUCUGAUGAGGUUAGUAGUAUUCUUUGACCACGAUUCUGUGUCUUUUUCGAGAGGUUACGGCACUUAAUUUGUUGUGGUUUGUUGUUUUUUUUUUUUGUUUUUUUUAUUGCUGUUUAGUUUUUGGCUUUUUUUGAACAAGCUAGGGAGAGAUGAUGAGACUCAUUAUGGGGCUGAUUUUCUAAACAGUAAAUUGCAGUAAACAGAAAACUGAAUCAGAAAAUUUAGGUUAAAACAGCCAUGCUAGGACUACAGCGGGGUUUCAGAAUUUCUCAAAUAAGUUACUCUGGGUAAACUGUCAAACCAUUCACAGACUGUGAAAAAUAUAUAUAUUUCCCCAACCUCUCGUUUAAAAUUAAGUUGUGGGUACUGUGAUAGGUACACUUCAACCUCUCUAGGACAUUGGUUAUGAACAUUAUUAAAUUUGCUAAAAAAUAUAUAUAUAGAAAACAGACAAACUUGCAUUAUCUCAAUAAGAACGUAUUAUACUUUAGUUAGUUUUACAGCAGACAAUACAUCAGGACUGCAGUCUCUAUUUAAUUUGUCCAUAGUGUGUAGACAUACAGCAGGGUUAGCUUUGUGUUUGUGCGCGGCUGCAUCCUUACAUACAAUACAAGGUGCUCUCUGAUUUAAUUUACAGGAAGAUCUGACCAAAGAAACUCUGCAUCGACAGUUUGCACUGGUGAAAAAUCGCACACACAAAAGCCACGUCAUGCAGUAUGGAAACAAGGUAUGUCGUAUUCCUCUGUCGUUAACAUUUGCAUGUGAUAAUAAUCCUAAGCUUUGGUACGGUUUAUAAUUGCUAAGACCCCACUGUGAAAAUUUGAUCUAGGAAACGGCAAGGUUAGGGUUUUAUACCCAAGGGAAUAACCCAGAAUAGUAAGGACUACCAUGCUGGACCUGGAACACCUUCCAUUCUGCCCUCUGGGAUGCACGCUCUGUGUGCAACAUAACUAAUCUACUUCUAUCCAUGACUUAUUCAUCUCACGCCCCCUAAAUGUACUUGCUUUAACUGAAACUUGGCUCUCUUCCUCUGACACAGACACCCCUGCCUCAUUAUCCUAUGGUGGUCUACAGUUUACACACAACCCAAGUCAGUCUGACAGUAAAGAUGGCGGUGUAGAGUUUCUCCUUUCUCCCCACCCCCCUUCCCUCUCUUUCUCCUCCUUUGACAUUUGCUUAUUCAAACUCAUAUCUGUAAACAUUGCAGUUCUUUAUCGGCCCCCAGGUUCUCCUCGUCUCUUCCUUGACCAUGUUGCUGCCUGUCUUCCUCAGUAGCCUCAAAAUUUAUUUCAAUCACCUCCUCCUUAUCGCAGUGGGCUAAUUCUUCCACAUGUAGCUGGUAAUACCCUCGAUCUUAUUUUUUCAAAUGCAUGCUCAGUCUCCAGUCUCUGUAAUACGCCAUUUUCCUCUAUCAGACCACCACCUCCUAUCAUUUGUUCUCGAGUGCCCCCACAUCCAAUACCCUCAACCUAACCCCCCACAUCUCAGGAGUAAUCUGAAUUCUCUUGACCUCCAGCAACUCUCAGCUGAUCUCCAUUCCAAACUCUCAUCCAUCCCUACCUUCUCCUGUCUUUCUCUGGCUAUCUCCUCAUAUGCUACCCCAACUCCAAGCACGCUCCUCAAGGAGGGCGUAUCCAACCGUGGCACACUAAGUCAACCCACUACCUGCAGAGAUGCUCCCGUUCAGAUGAACGCUGCUGGAGGAAGUCUUGCACCUUGUGAGACUUACUAUACUAUAAAUUUGUCUUGUGCUCAUACAGUGCAGCCCUCCUUUUCUUUUCUCAUUAGUUCAUGUUCCCGCAGCACCAGUAAUCUCUUUAACACUUUUAACUCACUUCUUCACCCUGGUAUGACCACCCCACAAACUAAUCUUUCAGCUGGUAGCUUUGCAUGUUACUUUACUGACCAGAUUAAACAGUUAAGGAAUGAAUUCUCCCCUCUAUCUCAACCUCACUUGGACCAUACCAUUCCUACAGUCCAAGACUUCCUUCCAGCUACUGAACCGGAGGUGGCUGUGCUUCUCCUCUCGUCCCACCUCCUGUCCACCUGAUCCAGUACCUUCCCACCUCAUUAGAGCUCUCACCCUUUGUCUUGUACCAUCCUUAACACACAUCCUAAACUGCUCUUUCAUUUGGCAUUGUCCCUGCUCUCCUUAAGCAUGCUACUGUCAUACCCAUCCUUAAAAAAAGCCAUCCCUUGACCCAUCUUCCACUUCCCAUUACCCUGCUUUCUUUUUCCUCAAAGGCUCUAGAAAGGCUUGUCUUUACUCGUAUAACUCAAUUCUUAAAUUUCAUCUCUCUCCUCCUCCUCUUCAAUCUGGCUUUCGCCCCCUCCACUCUAGAGAGACUGCUUUUGUUAAAGUUACAAGUGACCUAAUCGCAGCCAAAGCCAAAGGCCACUACUCUGUACUAAUUCUUCUUGACCUCCCUGCUGCCAUUGACACUGAUCAUUAUUGCCUCCUUCUCCUAACUCUAUCUCUUGGUCUCUGUGACACAGUCCUCUUGUGGUUCUCCUCCUAUCUCUCCCAACGUUCCUCUGGUGUCUCUUUUUCCAAGAGCACCUCCUCUCCUCGUCCUGUCUCCGUCAGAGUCCCUCACGGUUCAGUUCUUGGUCCCCUUUUUUUCUCUCUCUAUACUGCCUCUCUUGGCAAACACAUUAAUUUGGAUUCCACUACCACCUGUACGCUGACGACACCCAGAUAUAUCUCUCCCCUGCUGUCCUACAACGUGUCACCAAUUGCUUUUCUUCUAUCUCCGACUGGAUAUCCUCCCGCUUUCUAAAACUCAAUUUCUCUAAAACUGAGUUUCUUAUUUUUCCUCUUCAUAACACUGAUCCUCCUCCUUCACUCUCACUGCAGAUUGACUCUACCUGCCUCACCCCUUCCUUUCAAGCUUACUGUCUUGGUGUCACUUUUGAUCCUGUCCUCACCUUUGCGCCUCAUGUCCAGUCUGUUGCUAAAACCUGUCGAUUCCAACUUAAAAACAUUGCCCGCAUACGCCCCUUUCUUACGCAAGAUGCUGCCAAGGAGCUUGUUCAUGCUCUAGUAAUCUCUCGCAUCGAUUACUGUACUAAUUGGGCUCCCCAGAAGUCGUGCUGCCCCCCUACAAUCUGUGAUAAAUGGUGCUGCCAGUCUGAUCUUUCUCUCCUGUCGCUCCUCUCACACCUCACCCCUCUGUCGAUCCUUACACUGGCUUCUUGUCCCCUACAGGUGUCAAAUCAAAAUACUAACCCUUACCUAUAAAGCUCCAACCAACUCUAGCCCCCCUUACAUUUCUUCACUGAUUCAUAGGUAUUGCCCCUCUCGGUCUAUCCGCUCUGCCGGUGACCUUCUCCUGUCUGCUGCUUGCACCCUUACUGCAAAUUCAUGCCUGCAAGACUUCUCACGACGGCUCCUUUCUUUUGGAAAAGCCUGCCUACCCCUGUCAGACUCUCCCCUAGUCUUGAAUCAUUGAAGUCCCUCAAAACCCAUCUUUUCAGGAUUGCUUAUGGCUUCCAAGAGUAACUUCUAUCUCUCAAUCCUUUCUCUUGCUUUCUCCUAUAGGGCCACACUGCACUCACCUCCAGUUCUGCUACUUUCCCAUCAUGUCUAUUUGCUGUCUCCCUCAAUACCCUUCCUAUUGUGUUUUUAUACCCCACCUUCUCUAGACUGUAAGCUCAUUUGAGCAGGGUCAUCAACUACCUAUUGCUCCUGUUACAUUUUGUUAUUGUCUCGUUUGGUAAAUUCCCCUUUUUUAUGUAAAGCGCUGCAGAAUAAGUUUGCGCUAUAUAACUACCAAUAAUAACUUUAAAUGGGUCUUAAGAUACAAUCAAAUGUCAAAAGGUAAAAGCAUUUGUUUUGAGGUGGCGGAAAACUGGCUUACAUUAUAGAUUGAGAUAUUCGAUCAAAUUCCUGUCUAUUAAAAUCAUCCUUUGUCCAAUCACUGAGCCAUUUCAUGUUUUUUUUCUCCUUAAGUAGCCAUUUUGGCAAUCAAAGUGCACAAAUGGCAUACAUUAAUUGACCACUCUGGGUCCAUAAACCAAAGAACAAAAUGUUACUAGCCCACUAUCCCAAAUCCCUGUGCACAUUUAAAUAACUGGAGGUAUUUUAGUGUCACUCGAAUGGCCAAUAAAGUGCAAGCUCACCUGCCACGGCAAGGCACAAUCUCAAGGUGAUUACUACACUAACAAUUCACCUUUCAGCUAAAGGCAAAAUCUCUGAGACAGAGAGAGGUAUUUUUGGUGCCUAUAGUGUCCCCUUAAAGGAACACUAUAGUAUUUAAAAAAAAAAAAAAAUAUAUAUAUAUAUAUAUAUAUAUAAUUUUUUUUUUCUGCAUGUUUGCUUUGGCAGUAUAUAUGUGGGAAAGUAGUUUGCAAAAGUUGCAGGCAGCAAGCAUAAACUUUUAGUCUGUGAUUUUGGCUUUGCCUGUAGCACGGCUCAUCGAGAAAAGGGGGCAGCCACACUCGAGCUCAGCGCACCUGCCAAUUCCGAUAGCUAAAGGAAGAACGUUGUAUCAGCCCCAGUAUUAAGGUUUUCUUUGAACUCUGCAUUAUCACGAUUAGAAGUGGUCUUAAAGAACACACCAAAGUGCUUUGUGUCUGGAAUCUGAAAUCAUUUUUUUCCAAGGGUCACUGUAAGCACAGUAACCACUUCAUCUUACUAAAUGUGAUAGUGCAAAGGCCCUGUCCCUAGAGCCUCUUAUGCAAUGCAAUUGCCCACUGCUUUUUGUAUGUGCCGAAGUCAGAGGAAAACAAAUACAUUCGUUAUUCAUAUCCCACCAAAUUGGGUGCGAGAAGCUGCUUGCUGCUCCUGCUGGACUACAACUCCUAUCAUACUGCAGACUCUGUCUGAGGCUACAGGGAGUUCAAAUACACAUCUGAUGUAUUGGGAUAUCGAGGCAACCACUUGCUAAACAGUUUGCCAAAUCACCUCACCCAGUGGUUGGCCAAACCUGAUAAGAAUUUUAGUCCACACUACUUUUUGUUUAUUUAUUUUAAUGGACAAUCCAUAAUAUUUAAAAAAAUUUAGAACUAAUACAACUCUGAAGAGUUUUAUGAAUCUCUAUAUUUCAAUAAAACCACCAUUCUUUAUAAGAACCUUUGGACUGGAGAUUGGUCCUCCGUGCUUCUCAUAAUGCCCAGCACAAACAAGUAAAUGUUGGGCAAAAGGGGGGUUGUUAGCUGCAGAGUAAAGUUCUGCAGCUAAUGAUGAAAGGUACAUUUUUAUUGCUUAGGAAAUAAAAAAUUUUAUACAGUAAGCAUCUUUGGACAUAGCUUCUCUGUUAUCAAGUAAAUACAUUUUUGUUAUUUUUUUUCCCUUUUCUACUGUUUUUCAGACCAUUUCCUUGAUGAAGGUUAAGCAGUUCCAGGGAAGCACCAACAACAUUGCUCCACGUCUAAACCUAGCACCUGUGAAGAACAGAGACCUGAUCCCAAGUCCCGACGUUCCCAUGGAGAUCCUGAAAAGAAGACUUUUUGCCACGAAUGAUGUCGUGGAGGCCAGGAAAAUUGCAGCAGAGAUGAAGUCACUCCAAGAGGUAUAGAGACCAUCUAUUCCAUUCAGUUUAAAUGGAACCAGCUGUUAGAGUAGCAUUGUAUUUCUGGGAAAACCAUCUUCUAUUAACAGGUCCAGACUUAAAGAAACACUACUGGCAUUACAAAUAUAGAUAUAUUUUUUUUAAAUAAAUCUGGCUAUGUAGAGAACACACACACUUUCUAUUGCUCCUCUUAUAUUGUCUUCCCACAUGUACAGUCAUCGUAUACAUAAGAAAAGAGUAAAGGGAAUAAAAUACAUUGUGAAAACUGAUUUUCCAUAAUAUAAGUGCAAAAGUAAAAAAAAAUUACCGGAGAAAAAUAUUUUAAAAAAUGUUUUUCUGGCGAACAUGCAUACUGUCACACGGCUGUGUAUUCAUUGUUCUUUCUUUAUCGAACAGGCAAAACAGUUGAUUAAGCAAUCAGUGGUGAAGAUUGUGAACCUGGUGACCGAGUCCAGCGAGCUGGCAGAAGAUAUCCUGAAUGAUCGGGUCGGUCACAGGGACCACACCUGCUACAUUGGGGCAGCCGAACACUUUAAACAUAAUUGCUUUAAUUGGCAUUCACCUCUGGUAAGCAUUACACGUUCUAUACGUUUACGUUACUUGCAGGGGCAGCCUGCAAUAUGAAGUAGCCGUUACUGUGCUUAGAAGUGUUGGUGCUGUCCCCCUGGUUUUUAAUCCAGCUGUUUUAGCGGUUUGACAAAAACUGGGGAGAUUUUGCUGCUCAGUACCUGAUUAUCAGAACUGAGCUAUAGAAGCAGUGACUGCCCUAGUUUUUGUUUAACAGCUCAAAUGGGCUUCUCUGCUGCUGUUUGGAUCCUGCAAAUUGGAAGAUCUAGGUGUCUUGGAUAUUUUCUGAACCUAAGGAGAAAAUAUAAAGAGUGAUGAUAUCUAGUGCAAUAUCCCCUAUACCAACAAUAAGGGAAAAACACAAAAAAAUACCCACUUACUUUACCAGAGCUAUGGGCACACCUUGUAUGUCACAAUCUAAAAGGACAACUCUGGGCGCCAUAACCAUUUUCUUAAUGUAGUAGUUAUGGUGCCUGAAGUCCCCUGGCAUCAUCUUACCUUUUACUGUUAACUGUUUUGUACAGAAAUAUUGUCCCCAUGUGCCUGUCAACUGCCUCUCCUUUGCUGCUCGAGCAAAUCCCGUAUUAGCAGAACAGCUAAGUGGUAACCGUGUCCGCUAACACACUCAUCCCAUCGCAAACACAACAUUUAUACAGAUACUCGUGAUGGACUGUCAGCCUAUCGUUGGCACUCCAUCAUUUCCACAUUAGCAGAGCAGCAGAGGAGUGGCAGAAGAUAGGUACCUGGGAGUGCUACUUCUGAAACCCUUUGAAAAUGGUUUAACAGUAGGAGAUAGGAUGGUGCCAGGGGUCUACAGGCACUAUAACCACCUAAUUGAGAUAAGGUAGUAAUGAAUUAAAGGAACAUUCAAGCACCAUAACCACUAGAGCAGUGGUCCUCAUGGCCCACCAACAGUCCAGGAUUUAUGUAUUUCCCAGUUUUAUUCCAAUGGAGAUACUAACAAAACCUGGACUGUUGGUGGGUCUUGAGGACUGGUUUGAGAACCUCUGCUUGGCUCAUUGGCUGAGAUCACCUGACUCUCUCAGCCAAUGAGUUUGCCCAGAGAGAGAACUUUUGGCUUUGUCAGAUAUAGCAAAGGCAGAGAGCGAACCCCAGCUUGGGAGAGCUAAUUGAAGCUCCUGCUUAGUAGUGCCCAGCUCUAAGUUGGAACUAUUGGAGGCAGUGUGCAGCACCUGAGACCCACAAAUAAGGUUUGACUAGCCACGUCCCAGUGUAAUCUGACAUAUCACGAUUGUACAGUUUAACACUUACCAGGCCCCUCCGCUACUUCUAGUCUUAUCAGAGCUGGAGAAGCCAGAUGCCAGUUUUAUUUAGUGCAGUCGAGAGUGGAUUAGCUGAUGUUCUCUGCCAGUGUAUGAACACUAUCUGUCUCAUUCAGCUUCUCCUGCGUGAUAAAACUGGAAGCAGCGCAAGCACACUUCACCGAUCCGUACAGAGUCAAGCUAUACUAAAACUGAUUGAUUUACUCUGGGACAAUACCAAGGCACUAUUGGUACCAUAGCCCUCCCAGCAGGCUACAAGUCAUUAUGGAGUGUUUAUGGUGCCUGGAGUCCCCUGGCAGAAGUAUUAUCCCUAGGUGCCGGUUAGCUGCCUUUCCCUUCUGUUCUGCUAACAAAGAAGAAUUUGCUCCAGCAGCAAAAGAGCAGCAGUGACAGACUGAAAGCACAGCCGAUAUUCUCAGCUGGUCACUGCCACCCUGUCGCUACUCAAGUGAAUUCUUCCAUGUUUAACUGAGCAGCAGAGUACAGCACCUGCGGACACAUAGUGUGUGUUAAACUGCUUCAAAACUGAUUAACAGGGAAUCCUGGCACUGUCACCACUUCAGUGAGGGGAAAAUGGUAUGGCACAUGGAGUCUUCCUUUAAAGAUAUCGUUUAAGUCUUAACAUUUGCAUCCUAUUAGGAACCUGCGUUUCUUCUUGUCUAAAAGCGUUCGGCUAACGCUCUUAACGUGAUGUGCAAGUGUUCAUUCAUUGGUUAACACAUAUCAUUUGCUGUAAUGUAAAACGUGCAUAUAGCAAGCCUCUCCCGUUUGAAUGUAGGAAGUCUGUAUUACCCAAUCAGUUUUCAUUAGGUUUAACUUUGGAGGGUUGGUUUUAGAUUGUACUGUGGAGUAAAGUUAAGGCGAUAUUGCACUACAUCAUGUCACUUUCUUUCCCUAAAUUCUCAGACUGUUAAUCCAAGAUCUGUGUGAUUAUAUAAUUAUAGUGUGUACAAAUACCUUGCUUUUAAAAUGAUGUAGUUUGUAGUGUAAAAUGGGAAAAUUAAAGUCUAUCCAGGAUUAGAGUCUCAGCCAAUGAGCUCAGCCCUGCUUAGCUCGGUGGAAUUGACAGGAUUCUCCUGAAAGAAGGAUCUGGAAGUUCUCAAACUGUUCCAAAAAUGUGACAAAUUACACUGGGAGGACACGUGGAGCAUUAUAGCAGGCUGUGGUGCUUGGAGUGUUCCUUUUUUUUUUUUUUUUUUUUGUCAUUUGCUAUAUUUUAAAAAAAGGUGCAGAAGGGUUGCAUCUUGAAUUUUGGACGUUUGCGUGAUUAUUUUGGCCUGAAUUUACAACAGAGCUGUGGCUUUCAAUGUUUUUAGUGAAUAAACCCCUUGCAGUUUGAGAUUGUUCUCUUUGUAUUAGAAGCUAAUCAUCAUCUCUCUUCUUGCAGUAUGAAUAUGCCUUGAGGGAGCUCUUUGUUCUUGCGAACAUGUGUGAAGCUGGAUACCCACUGGAAAGGUAAGUAACCAAAUAUUCUACUGCAUGUACUCUAUGCAGGGCUCACACACCCUAACUCUAACACUGUUUUAAUACGCACACUGAAUCUUCCAGUCAUUUGUUAGGAUAUAGACUAAAAAUGUAUACUACUACUUCAAUGUAGUCUUUAUCAGGAACAUUCCUGCCAAAAGAGAAUGAAAGAAAAUACAAAUUGCGCAGCUUCUCCAGUAGUCCUACAAUAAGAGAACAUAGGAAUUACACUGUAAGAAAUCUAUUGUGUGGCUCACACUAUCUGCCUCCGGGUGAUGGGAAUCCCCUCACCACACUGUGUAUAUUGCCUCAGCUUAAUAGGGGUCGAAUUAAGCUCCUCAUUGUAUUAAGAGAAAGACAGAACAGGAACCAUAAUGUAGCAUGAAAGAUAAAUAGUUUAUUACACACUUAAACUGCUUACAUCACAAAUUGCUAACGUACACAAUAGAGCCACUUACAAAUGCAUGUUUUUCUAUGGGUGAUAUUGGUUUUAUGACUGUUAAGUUCUCUUCUGCCUCUGGUCCGAGAGUGUACUCUUAUUUACUGAUCAUCCACGCCUUCUCCAAUCCGAGACCGUCCUCUUAUUUCCAGUUAGUCCAAGCCUUCUACCACUCUCUUUCCAUCCACAAAUAUUUAAACACCAUCUACCUUAGUUUCUAUUAGAUAUCGUCCAGUCCAAUCAUUGAUCCCUCAAACUUAAUAGAAUGCUGCCACCACUGUAAGAACUUCAGAUCUUUGAAGUUAUGCAUAAUUGUCCAGGUGCCAUGCUACCAUCAGUGGUUACAGUUUUCCAAUGGUAAACCCCAAAAUUGGUCCUCUGGCAGCUCUCAGUCAAUCACUGGAUGCCUGAAAAACCUUCCAAAUACUGUGUCCUCAUAGAGGGAAAGGUAUCAACUUUAGAGUUAAACAAUUGUAAGAAUGCUCAACACCUGAAGGUAAGAUGCCAUCUAGAUACUCCUGGCACCAUAACUUCAGGAAGCUUAAUUUGUUAUCGGGGUAACUUGGAUACUUUUUAACACCUAGCAUAGGACCAAAGAAUGAGUUAAUAUGCCUAUUAGCUCUAUCAUUGAAUACAUAUAUAAAGUACAUUUUCAAUAUUUCUCUAACAUUACAACAAUUCUCAAUUAAAGGGACACUAUAGUCACCAGGACAACUACAGCUUAAUGUAGUUGUUCUGGUGAGUAUAAUCAUUAUAUGCAGGCAUUUUCAGAGAAAAUGCAGGGUUUACAUUGCCCCUAGGGACACCUCCAAGUGGCCACUGGAUGUGCUUCCUGGCUCAGUUCUGUACAGUAGGCAGCAGUGCCGUUCAGCGUCUCCACGCGGAAGUGCGGAUUGGCCAAAACACUGUUUGGGCCCGCCCCCUUGCCAAUUUUAGCCAAUCUAAUGCUUAUCCAAUGGGAAAGCAUUGGAUUGGUUAAAAAUUGGCAAUUCUGAUGUAACCAAGGGGGCAGGGCCAGCACUGCGCUAGAAAUAAGGUUAGUUUUUUUUUUGUUUUUUUUUUUAUUGACUUUUAAGGGGGCACAAGCGUAUACAUGUUUGUGUUCCUGACCCUAUAGUGUUCCAUAAACCCCUUAAGGACCAAACUUCUGGAAUAAAAGGGAAUCAUGACAUGUCACACGUCAUGUGUCCUUAAGGGGUAAAUGAAAACAAACAAAACUUUAGAACAAACUUUUUGCGUAUAAGAUUUGUAUGAAAUACCUUUUUCGAACAAAAGAUUUUAAAAACAUUAAAAAAAAGUUUGCCCCACUUAUCUUAUAUGUAAAACAUUUGGAUGUCAAAGUACAUAAAUUUAGUAAAAAGUAAUAGCAUGUUUAAUUUAAUUUCGUGUAAUUAUGUAUUCAAUGUUGGGCUAAUAAUGUAUUACUGAUGAAGACUCAUUUAAUAGUUUUUACUCGUUCAUUAUAAGGUAUACAAGCUGCAUUAGUAGAAACUUUAUGGCAGUAAUUGAAGUGGAUGACACACAGUUAAAAUUACGGGUCGAUGGUGUUUAAAUAUCUGUGGAUGAAAAGAUAUGUAAGUUGUGGAUUACUGGUAAAAAGCAUAAUAGAAGACAGUACGGGACCAGAGUGAAAGACAGCUUAAGGUUUUUAUUCUUAGACGUCCCGGGGACCAGGCAGAAUAAUACAAAUAAUAUCGCCCAUGGAUUUAGAAAUAUUCUAGUUUUGGGCAUUCGUGAAAUACGCGGUUGUGUACUUCAACCAUUUUUAAUGUAAGCCAGUUUUAAGCAUGCAGUAGUUUUUAUGGUACACAACAGUCCCUGUUCUUUCUUUUUCAAUCUUUCAAUAUUAUGUGGGGGGGGAGAUAACAAUAGGAUUUUAACCUCUAUCGAGCUGAGGCAAGAUUCACAUUAGCAUCAUGAUGGCAUUCCAGGUAAUGGAGCCGAUAAAUAGGUUGCUUAGAGCGUGAUUCUCUUGACUAUUGGAGAAGUUACAGCAAUUUGUAUUUUAAAAUUUCACUUUUUAUGGAUUAAGAAAUGGAAGAAUUUCCUUUAUAACCAAUUCUAAUGCAAAUGUGUUACAAUGGAUUUAAUUAAAUGUCAAUGACUAAUUCAAAUCACGUGACUCAUUUCCUAAUUGCAAAAAUUACAAGAAGUCAACAAAAGCAGCGCUGUCUACCAAAAGUGUGUUUAAAUUUUGUAUAUACAGGGAUACAUGGUACAUAACGUAGAUAUAUUUCUACAGGCAAGAUAAUCAUAGUUAUAUCAAUACAUUGUGGGGAAAAACCAUUAUGGAACACAUUAAGGUCAAACUCCCUAUUCAAAUCCAUGGGGUAAAAAAAAAACAGUAUUUUUCAAUACACUUUAGUAAUUUACUGAUCUCAUGCCUCCAUUUUUAAAUGGUAUGAAUUAGUUUCUGCCUCUUUAUAAGAGAAUCAGUCAGUCUUGUUGCUGAACAUGUCUGUUUCUAUGUAGAGAAAGAGGAUUAGUGGAAUAUAAUCUUGAUUUAGGAGAUUAGCUUUUUGGAUCUUAUUAGAUUCCACAAUUCCUCUCUCAGACACGUUCCAUAAACCAACUAGUCAAAUGAGUUGUUUCAUUAUAAGAGUUAUCACCCUCCUAAUACAAAUGAAUUGACUGCCUCAUAGCCAGGAAUGCCUCAGAUGAAACCGAUUUAGAUAUAAGAUUAAAAGGCACGGUGGAAAAGUUUGCAAACCUCUUUACUAAAAAAAAUUUAAAUAUUUUGUUUUGACCCUAAAUCGUCAAUAUUUGCUAAAUAAAAUGGACACUAAUAUUAAUGAAAACAAAAUUCCCUUUGUGAGUAAAUCUAGUCAUCUGAGCAAUCACAUGGCACACACACAUUACAUAGAUAUUGGGGCAUUCUUAAAAACAUUUCACACCCCACUUUGUCCUUAAACCGAAUAGAAACAUUAAAGAUAUAUUGGUUAAGGCAGAUGUGGCUCCAAAUGCAGCUAAUACGUUUAAACAUCCCUAUACAGGUAAAAAAGCAUUACAUUUAAGGAGCACAGACAUGUAUUCCUGACCCAAUAGUGUUAAAACCACCAUCUAACCUCCCUAAAUAUAGUACAAUCUUAUUUGUAUUCAAGUCAGCAGCUCCUGGCUCUGCAUCUGAACUGCCUCUAUCUGCUGACAUCAUCAGAAGUGGUAGCCUGAGCCAAUCACAAUGCUUCCCCAUAGGAUUGGCUGAGACUGACUUGUACUGGCUCUGCCUCCUUGACAAACACAGCCCUGGCCAAUCAGCAUCUCCUCCUAAAGAUGAAUUGAAUCAGUGUCUGCAUGAAGAGGGAGGAGACACUGAAUGGCAGCACUGCCACAGGAAGCACCUCCAGUAGCCAUCUGAGGAGUGGCCAGUGAAGUUAACACAAGGCUGUAAUGUAAACACUACAUUUACUCUGAAAAGACAGAGUUUACAGCAAAAAGCCUGACGGGAAUGAUUCUACUCACCAGAACAAAUUCAAUAAGCUGGAGUUGUUCUGGUGACUAUAGUGUCCCUUUAACCUGUGAUUCACAUUUUGUUGUAUAUAUUCUUAAAUGCCUAUGUGGGUGUAUUUCUGUUGUCAAAACAACAAUGAAGAUCAGACCGUUAGCAAGCCACAAAUCUACCAGUAGAACAGGUAUAACUGACUUAUCUGUAACUGAACAUUUAAUUGCAGAAAUCACACAAUUUAACAACCAAGGUAUCAGAUCAAGGGUCAGCAACCUACGGCACGUGUGCCAUACAUGGCACUCUAGGUGCUUUUGAACGGCACUCAAGGCUGCCAAAGCUAAAGUGGCUCUGGCCCAUCAAGAGUCCUUAGUGUAAACUGAGUGGUUAGGGGCAAUCCUCAAUUUACGAAUUUCAGCACUUACAGGAAGUAACUGUAGAUAAUUUAAUCCCAGUACUUGCGAAUGGAAAUCCGCACUAGAUCAAAGCAGUCCGCAGAAGCUAUUGCAGCUCCUGCCCUUGACCUGUACCUGGCCAGCCCGGUCCCCACUGGACUGCAGGAAAGCCACCCACACUGCUAGAUAUACACUGAGCUUCAGAAUAAGUGUCCCACUCGUACAAACAAACCUCCCCACAACAGCACUGACAAGCCACAUACAUGCACACAGCCCCACAAGCAGACUGUCACAUACACACAACAAACACACAUUGUGACAUAUUACACAGCCCACUUUCACAGGGAUCAUAUACAAUACCACAAACUACUCAUGAAUGUAUACUUUACAAUAUAACCGCUCACAUAUCCACAAGUACAACGCUACAAAGCAACAGGAGCACUCAUAAAUAACACAAGCAAAGUACGGCAACAUACACACGUCAAUUUUAAAACCGAGGAUCGGAACACCAAGAGACUUAAAAAUCUUAUUUUGGCCCAGUACUGCUGAAAGGUUGCCUAUCCCUGCAUCAGAUCAUUGAUUAUGUGUAGCCUCUGAAAAGAGGGGGGUGACUGUUAAAGGGACACUCCAGGCACCAAAACAACUUUAUCUAAAUGAAGUUGUUAUGAUCCCUCAAGCCACUCAUACCUCAAGGGUUUAAGCAGUUCUUGAAUGGUUUAACCCCAAAGUCGCCUCAAGGCUAUCGUAGCUCUCACCCUUUUAGAUUCAGAAAGAAUGGAGGGGCGCUCCCGAUCCGCUGAGAGCGGUAAGCUGAUGCUCCAAUCAGUGACUCUACAUUCAACAAACUCGCUUGAGAAAGGUGCAUUUCUUUCCCAGACAGUUUUGCAAAGAGAGUCACUAAUUGGCGAGCGCAUCAGUUGACCGCUGUCAGCCAAUUAGCAGCGCUCCUGCCUGGCAGCACUCCAUGCUUCCUGAAUCUGAAAAUGCAGAAGCCGGAUGGCACCUGGGGGAGCUGGUAUCGCCAGUGGAGGCAACUUUGGGGUUAAACUGUUUAAAAACGGUUUAACCCAUUCAGGUUGGAGUGUCUCUGGGAGCCUCCUUCAUUUAGAUUUUAGUGAGUGGAAUGUCCCUUUUAAAUUGCUAAAACACAGGAAAAUACUGGGUUUAUACCUUGAAUAGCCCACCAACAAUCUAGGAUUUAGGUUUUUCCCUUUUUUUAUUCCAAUGGAAACAGUGACAAAACUUGGGACUAUUGGUGGGUUGUGAGAACUGGGUUUGGGAACCACUAACCUAACGGACUGAAUAGGGAGUGGACCUUAAUGUGUUUCAUAAUGUGUUUUGUUUCCACGGUGACUUGUGUUGAUAAAACAGUGAUGUUUCUUUUGCUGGUAGAAAUACAUCUACAGAAGGCCUGGUGUAUACCUGUAUAUAUGUAAAUAUGAAGAUGUUGAACCUAAACACACUUUUCAUAGACAUCGCUGCUAAUGUUGAUUUCUCAUUUUAACCUUUGUCCUUUCUGUGCAUAUAAAGGAAAUAGUGUCACGUGAUCUCAUUGUGAGUCACAUGACAUAAUUAGUAACAUCAUUGUUUGCAUUAGAAAUGGGUAUAAAUUAUUGUCUAAUGAAUUGUUUCUUUAAUUUUUAACAGGCCAAAACAUUGUGAAGUUUAUAAGAGGGGGGAAAGGAUGAAUAACUAUCUACAGGUUACCAGUGGAAGCCUGUUCCAAUCUGGUUCUUUUUUGCAAGCUUUUACCAAAGUAGGCGAUACAUUCUAAAUCAGGUGGAUCCCCAGAUGCUUUGUCAUGCUACAUAUAUUCUAAAAGCAUUGUGAGAGUUGUAGUUCUACAGCAUCUGGGGAUCUAUCUAUUAGGCAGCCCUGUUCUAAAUUAUACUCAGUGCAGUACACCAGGCCCAAUGUUUCAGUAAGUGUGUGUAAAAGCUAUAGUAUGGUAAAGUAGGGAUUGCUGGCUGUAUUCCUUAAACCUGACAAGAGGGGGAGUUACCAUUGUCAGGUUUAGUCAUUUUUGGCAUGCAUGAGAGUACAAGACUGAUGUGGGCUCCUGGCAAAUGAAGCUAAAGAUGGCAGUGGGCUUGAGUGUCAUGUUAGUAAAAUUCGCCUUCCGCUUUACUCUGCGGUAACCGGGCACCAUUACCACUUAAUAUCCUCAUUAUACCGGUUAUGUUACUAUAGCUCUGUCCUAACUGCUUAAACUGUAAUUGCCUCAGCUCCCUACCCUUCUAUAUCAUGUGUGAAUCUGUCCAACCUGAACAAUUGUGUCGGCGUAGAGUGCUGGUGGUGGAGUAACCUGUCUGCACUGCCACCCAGGUUGGACAGAUUUACAAGUGUAGUAAUCACAUUGUCAGUGCGGCUGAAGAAGGGGUGUGCUGUUGGGGCUAUAGAGAACUGAAAUAACUAAAAUAGCCUGGCCAAAAACCACUAAAUGGAAUCCUUAGACUUAUAGCUCUUUUGAGCUGUAGUGGAUAUGGUGCUAAAAAUGCUUACAGGAGGCCAAAAUGUAUUGUCAGAGAUUGUCAGCGGAGUGCUCUGUCAGCCAAUGGGCAUGGGGUGCCUAGGAGGACACAGCUAGGUUGUCAAAUCAUAUUGAAAGCUGUAAAGUAUUAGCACAGGUUUACAUUUUACCUGAGGACUGCUGGGCUUAGUUCAGACAGAGCAUCCAGCUUUCUGUUAGAAGUAGUGGAGACAGGCAGUAACGCCUAGUGGACCACAUGUAGGAAAUCAAACACUUCUAAAAUGAUUUGUCUACAUAUAAUGAGGGGGCACCAUAAUCAAGGGAAUGGUGUUUUGCUUUAAUGCUACAAGAGUAAUGUAAAUGGGGCGCUUUAUCUACAAACCAUUAGCUGUUUCUGUCUUUCUUACAGAAUCCAAAAAGCUAUGGAUGAAGUGUGCGUGGGCUGGUAUUGAAACUUCUAGCAAGACAGUCCACACCGCCUACUGCGUGAAGAACAGACACUGCUGCUAAAUUGAUCAUUCUUCCUGUGUGUGCUUUACAGAAUAUUGCACAAUCAAAGAGUUUAAAUGCAGAUCUACAAAUCGUUUUAAAUCUCAGAUUCACUAAAAGCUGAACGUUAAAGAAAUGGACAUUUUAAGGCAAGGGUCGAAACCACUACAGCAUUGCAAACCAAAGGAAAGUAACUGACCUUUUUCUUGGAGUAGAGUCAAUCCACUGGGCAGGCAAGGUGAGAAGAUUAGAGAGAGACCCAAAUCUUGUCUACUCUUCUGGGUUUCGUAUCGGAGCCGUAUGACUGACCAUUAACCUUUCUGGUUCCAGCAUAGUGGGGGAUGAAUUGCAUGACUCUGCCUCCUGCAAUUUAAUGUUAAAACCCAGUUUCUCUGCUUAACAGACUGACUUGGCCAGUUUUCACAAUAAUCCUACUUCCCUACACAAACAACUGUUUAAUUUUAAUAGAAUUUUUGUCUUUAGAUGGAAAAAAUCUGCUGUUUUUAUUUGGGUUUUAUUUUAAAUUCAUUUUUUAAAACAAGUUUUGAUUGAGUAACAGGUCCUUAUAUUCAAGAUUAUGGAACUAGUUAACAGGUUAACUUUUCUGAUUGUGCCCCCGUUUACUGGAAGGGCCAGAAUGUGAAAAAUAUCAAUCAAUGCCUUUUGUUAUUAACCCCUUUGUAGCUGAAAAUGUAGGGGGUUAAUAUAAAUAAAAUGUUUCACAUUUGACAAAAACCUAAAUCUUAUAUGUGGAUUAUUUGUGUAACUGGUGUCGGCUCAACUCCAUGGACUGUGAUACUAUCUAUUCACAGAUCCAAGAACGAAAAUGGUCACCUGAUUGUUCUUUAUAAUACUUGGUUAUGUACAUAUAUACGUUACAGGAAUGUAUACAUUUUAAAAGCUGUAAGAUAUCUUGAAUGCACAUGUUGAGCUGGAGUUUUUUUAUGGACAGAUAAUGCAGGAACAAAAAGAUCCAUACUCACAUUUGAUGUUCCUGUAUCAAUCUCCAUUAAUGCUGAGCCUGCAAUCAGUUCUUUAUGGACACAGCAAGGCUUUAUGCUUUAGGAAAUCAACAGCUGAACUUGAACUCAGACACUUCCAAUCAUAAUAUCAUGUACUUCAUCUCUUGAAGUGGUCUGGGUUCAGUUUCCCUGUUAAUACAGUUCUGUACUCCUAACACUACAGUGUCCCUUUAGUGCCACAUUAUACAUGAGGCCAAAAUCAGACUGACCCAUACUGAACGAGUAAUCUGUAUAGAAACCAAAACCGUCUGCCAAACGAAUCAGUCUAUUGUCUUAUGAUAUAAUGUUUCAAGACCCACCAACAGUCCAGGUUUUGUCAAUAUCUCCAUUGGAAUAAAGAAGAGAAAUCCAUAAAUCCUCCAGUGUUGGUGGGCCAUGAGAACUGGUUUGGGAACCAUUGAUAUAAUGCAUUCAAAUCAAUCUGCAAACACCUGGUCUACCAAUCAACAACCAAGCCAGAACAGAAAAUGGUUCACUAGAAUAUAAACACUCUACACCAGGGGUGCCACAAAGGGAGAUCCCCAGAUAUUUAAGAACUACAACUCCCAUGAUGCUUCGUGUGUCUUUGCAUGCCUUUAGAAUGAUGAGACGUCAUAGAAG
Messenger RNA from Pelobates cultripes (western spadefoot toad), 41823 nucleotides. Lineage: Eukaryota; Metazoa; Chordata; Amphibia; Anura; Pelobatidae. The record is from the annotation of a GenBank genome assembly.